Fragaria vesca subsp. vesca is the source of this 411-nucleotide messenger RNA. RefSeq lists its product as uncharacterized. The transcript has a single exon. NCBI's taxonomy places the organism in Eukaryota, Viridiplantae, Streptophyta, Magnoliopsida, Rosales, Rosaceae. Bases 1 to 411 code for a protein of 136 amino acids. The record is from RefSeq and is a predicted model, not a curated record.
AUGCCACCCACUUCAGGAGAUGAGCGUGCACAGUCUUUUCAAGCCCAACAACGUGCAUCUGAACAACUUACAGCCGAAGAGCGUGAGCGUGAACGGGAAAUGUCUAAUCUUGAUCGUUUUCUGAAAAUAAAACCCUUACAGUUUUACGAUACCUCUGAGACAGAUAAAGCAGAAACUUGGAUGAAGCACAUUAAGAAGAAGCUACGCACACUGCAUAUGCCACCAGAAUACCAAAUCAACUUGGCUACUCAUGUAUUCGAGGGUCAGGCUGAUACUUGGUGGGAAACAAUAUGUGAUCGAUACAAUGUUGCAAGGAUGACCUGGGAGGAAUUUGAAAAGCAUUUCUAUGAUCAGUAUUUUCCUCCAGCCUUGAGACAAACAAAAGUGAAGCAAUUUCAGCAACUUGAAUAG